AUGACAACCUCAACACUUACCUGCUCAAAUAACAAAGAGAAUAAUGUAGAAGACUUCCAUUCAAAAUCUUCAAAACUCGAAAUAGAUGGAGACUCAAAACAGAUCAAUUCUUCUACAAAAACAAUUUCAUUUCCUUUACCAUUAGAAACCGAGAAGCCAACUAAAAUAUUAGAAUGUGAUGAAAAGACGCCAGAUGCGCAUGUUCCGAGAGAUAGCAGACUAAUUAGACUUACGGGAGUUCAUCCGUUCAAUUGUGAGGCACCACUCAGCGUAUUAUAUGAUAGUGGAUUUCUUACACCCACAGAAUUAUGGUAUGUACGUAAUCAUGGAGCUGUACCAGAAGUACUUGAUUCUGACAUCUUAAAUUGGGAAUUUAGAAUAGAAGGAAUGGUUGAAAAACCGAUUACACUUAAACUGGCUGAACUUUUGACAUUUAAUCAAAUUACAAUUCCUAUAACAAUGGUAUGUGCAGGUAAUCGACGAAAAGAGCAAAAUGUGGUACGAAAAGGAAAUGGAUUUAAUUGGGGAAGUGCAGGAGUCAGCACGGCUUUAUUCACAGGAGUUCUGAUAAAUGAAGUAAUUAAAUUGGCUCAGCCAAAACAUACUGCAAAAUACAUGUGUAUGGAAGGCGCUGACAAACUUCCAAAUGGUUAUUAUGGAACAAGUAUUCUACUUUCAACUGCAAUGAAUCCUGCUAUGGGUGUUAUACUGGCUCAUAAGAUGAAUGGUGAGUCAUUAGCACCGGAUCAUGGUCGACCUUUACGAAUUGCUAUACCAGGCCAAAUCGGUGGACGAAGCGUUAAAUGGUUAAAACGAAUAAUUAUUACAGAAGAACCCAAUGAUAAUUGGUAUCAUAUAUAUGAUAAUAGAGUUUUACCGACAAUGGUAACACCAGAAAUAGCCGCUGAAAAUAAAUCUUGGUAUAAUGAUGAACGAUAUGCUUUAUAUAAUCUUAAUGUACAGAGUGUCAUAUGUUAUCCUGCUCAUGAAGAAACUGUCAAAAUCGAAGAAAACAAACCUUAUAAUAUUCGAGGAUAUGCUUAUAAUGGUGGUGGAAUACGAAUUGGCAGAGUCGAGAUCUCACUCGAUCAAGGUCGUACAUGGCAACUGGCAAAGAUUGAUUAUCCCGAAGAUCUUUACAGAAAAGCCAUACAUACACCUCAACUGUUCUGUGGAAAAUUAGAUAUGCCAAACAGAGAACUAUGUUUUUGCUGGUGUUUCUGGAAUAUCGAAGUUCCUAUUAUGAAACUUUCUCAGGCAAAAGAUAUUGUUGUUCGAGCGAUGGAUGAAAACAUGAAUAUUCAACCUCGAGAUAUGUAUUGGAAUGUUCUUAGUAUGUUGAAUAAUUGUUGGCAUAGACUGACUGUAAGUAAACAAGAGAAUAGUAACGUUUUAAAAUUCGAUCAUCCAACAGUGCCAGCUUUAACUAAAGGUGGAUGGAUGGAAAAAGUCAAGGAAGAAGGUCGUGAACUUACAGAUGGAUUUUGGGGUUCUGGAUCAGUAGUAGCAACAGAUCACUUACAAGAAAGAAAAUUGUCUACUAUUAAAAUGUUUGAUGAAUCCAUUACACGUGAAAUCACUGAAGAGGAAUUAUCAAAGCACAAUAAAGAUGGUGAUGCAUGGAUUGCCGUUAAUGAACAUGUUUAUGAUGUUUCUAAGUAUUUAAAAGAUCAUCCUGGUGGAGUUGAUUCAAUCGUUUUAGCUAGUGGAAUGGAUUCUACUGAUGAUUUUAUGACUAUUCAUAGCGAUCAUGCCAAAAAUAUGUUAAUUAAAUAUCAGAUUGGUAUUCUUAAAACAAAUACGACGAAAAAAAAUAAUCAGACCGAUGAAAUAAAUGCAAAUACACAACGAGAUAUUUUUCUAUCUCACAAACAAUGGACAAAAGCUACUUUAAAGCAAAAAACGGAAGUGAAUCAUGAUUCUGUAUAUUUAACGUUUGCAUUGGAGCAUUCUAAUCAAAAGUUAGGAGUGCCAAUUGGUAAGUAUUUCUACAUGCGUUGUACGUCUCAAUCAAACGAAAAAGUCAUAAGAUCUUAUACACCCAUUUCUGAAACCGAUCAACUGGGAGAAUUUGAUUUGGUCGUUAAGUUGUAUAGAGCGUCUGGCAAACGAUCAGCAGGAAAGAUGUCUGCUUGUAUUGAUUUACUUAAAGAAGGCGACACAGUUGAAUGCAAAGGACCAUUUGGUGACUUCGAAUAUCAAGGUAACGGAGUUAUUUUGAACAAAGGCGUCACAUAUAAGAUCGAAAAGCUCACUAUAAUUGCUGGUGGGAGUGGUAUCACUGGAAUUUAUCAGAUUUUUCGACAGGCAUGUAGAGAUGGUAUCGAAUGUGAACUUAUAUAUUGUAAUAAGACGGAAAAAGAUAUUCUUAUGCGUAAAGAACUUGAUUCUUUACAACAUGUACAUUAUUGUCUCACACGUCAAAGAGACGACUGGACUGGUCUUCGAGGAUACAUUUCUUCAUCCUAUUUUAAACAUGUACACGAUGGUUUAUUGUUGUGUUGUGGACCACCUGAAAUGAUGGACAAUAUAUACAAGACUGCAGUGAAGGCUGGCUGGAACGUACAUGAACAAUUUAUUCGUUUUUAA
Adineta steineri is the source of this 2589-nucleotide messenger RNA. NCBI's taxonomy places the organism in Eukaryota, Metazoa, Rotifera, Eurotatoria, Adinetida, Adinetidae. The record is from the annotation of a GenBank genome assembly.